CAGUGGGAGCACUGCCCAGGCUGGGGGGGCACCCGGAGCGGGAAGGAGCCGAGCAGGACGGAGGAAGCCGCGGGCAGCCGUGUGCCGGGAGCUGCUGCGGGAGCCCCGCCGGGGCCGCUCGGUGGGGCCGGGGCGAGCGGGGGGAGCUGCGGGCGGGGCCGGAGCGCUCGGCGCUGCGCGGGGGCCGGAGCGGCCGCCGGCGCCCUCCCCCGCCGCUCGCUCCGCGCCGCUCCGCGCUCCCCGCGCUCUCCGCUCCGCUCCGGUCCGCCCUCCGCCGCGCCCCCGCUCCGCUCCGCUCCGCUCCGCUCCGCCGGCAGCGCCCGCCCCCGCCCGGCCCGGCCCCGCUCGGCGCGGAGCGGCUCGGCUCGCAUCGGCUCGGAUCGCAUCGGCUCGGCUCGGCUCGCCCAGCCCAGCUCCGCCGCGCCCGCCGCAGGAUGCCGGGGCCCCGCGGGCUCUGCCUGCUCGCCCUGCUGCUGCUGGGCACCCCCGCGGCCCCACGCCCAGACAGCGGAUCGGGGGCAGCGCUGGUGCCGGCCAGCCCGGACCCUCUGGCUGAGGAUGAACCUGUGGAGAAGAUGGGAGGUGGAGCUGCAGAGCUGGGACACAGCACGGCUUUGACUGGUGGAGCUGAGGAUUUUGGGCAUGCCCUGGGUUCAGGCCCUGGAGCUGGGGAGCAGGGGAAGGGCACUGCCCUCAACCUCCUGCCAGCCCCAGGAGAGACCACGCCGCCCCUGCCCACGGCCGCCGCUGCCCCCAGACCUGAUGCCAAGCAAACUUCCCCUGUCAAGAAAAAGCCACCGACUCUAAAGCAAGUAAACACGGGAAGGAAACACCCAAGGCUGAAGCCCACCCCAGCAGGGCCCCCUGGGACUGCCUCCCCCUCCAGCCCACGGAGCUCCAGGCUCCCCACGGCUGCCCCAGGGCUGCGGGUGCCAGCAGAGGACACGGAGCAGAGCCCCCCAGAGCUGCCCUGGGUGGAGCAGGCCACCACCAGCCGCCCUACUCUGCAGAUCUCCCCUUCCACCCUGCCCCCAGCUGUCCCCCAGCCCUUCCCUGACAGCACGGGGGAUGCUGGGGAGGCUCCGACCGCGGCUCCCGCUGGCGCUGCCGUCAUCCCAACCAAGGGCGCGGAGAGGGACGCGCACGGCUCUGCGCCAGAGGAGAGCCAGGAAACCACCACGUCCACCAUCGUCACCACCACUGUCACCACCACGGAGCCCACCCCGGUGCUCUGCAGCAUGAGCUUCCACGACCCCGAGGGCUACAUCGACUCCACGGAUUACCCGCCGCUGCCCCUGCACGGGUACCUGCAGUGCACCUACAACGUCACCGUCUACACCGGCUACGGCGUCGAGCUCCAGGUGAAGAGCGUGAACCUGUCAGAUGGGGAGGUCCUGUCCAUCCGUGGCGUGGACGGCGAUGCCCUGGUGGUCUUGGCCAACCAGACCCUUCUGGUGGAGGGCCAGGUGAUCCGCAGCCCCACCAACACCAUCUCCGUCUACUUCCGCACCUUCCAGGACGACGUGGUGGGGACCUUCCAGCUCCACUACCAGGUGUUUAUGCUGAGCUGCAACUUCCCACGGAGGCCUGACUUCGGAGAGGUGACGGUGAUGGAUCUGCACUCGGGUGGCAUCGCUCACUUCCACUGUCACCUGGGCUACGAGCUGCAGGGCCCCCGCAUGCUGACCUGCAUCAAUGCAUCCCGGCCACACUGGAGCAGCCCCGAGCCCAUCUGCUCAGCUCCCUGUGGAGGGACAGUGCACAAUGCCACCAUCGGCCGCGUGCUGUCCCCCAGCUACAGCGGGAACCACUCUGGCAGCAUGUACUGCGUGUGGGCCAUCGGGGCCCCCCCGGGCCAGAAGCUGCACCUGCACUUUGAGAAGCUCCUGCUGACUGAGAAGGACAGGAUGGUGGUGUACAGCGGGGACACCAACCGCUCGGCCGUGCUCUACGACUCGCUGCGCGCCGACAGCGUUCCCUUCGAGGGCGUCAUCAGCGACGGCUCCUCCAUCAGGAUCGACUUCCUCGCCGAGGAGCCCGCCGCCGCCACCGCCUUCAACAUCCGCUUCGAAGCCUUUGAGCGGGGCCACUGCUACGAGCCCUACAUCCAGAACGGGAACUUCACCACUUCCGACCCCACCUACAACCUGGGCACCACCGUGGAGUUCACCUGUGACCCCGGGCACUCCCUGGAGCAGGGCCCUGCCGUCAUCGAGUGCAUCAACAUGCGGGACCCCUACUGGAACGACACGGAGCCGCUGUGCCGAGCCACGUGUGGAGGGGAGCUGACUGCUGUGGCCGGGGUGAUCCUGUCCCCCAACUGGCCGGAGCCCUACACGGAGGGGGAGGAUUGCAUCUGGAGGAUCCACGUGGGCGAGGAGAAGCGGCUCUUCCUGGACAUCCAGCUCCUGAACAUCACCAACAGCGACAUCCUGACCAUCUACGACGGGGACGAGCUCUCCUCCCGCAUCCUGGGACAGUACGUGGGCAGCAGCGGCCCCCAGAAGCUCUACUCCUCCAGCCCCGACCUCACCAUCCAGUUCCACUCAGACCCUGCUGGGCUCAUCUUUGGCAAGGGACAAGGAUUCAUCAUGAACUACAUAGAGGUGUCCCGCAACGACUCCUGCUCUGACCUGCCCGAGAUCCAGAACGGCUGGAAGACCACGUCACACACAGAGCUGGUGAGAGGGGCCAAGAUCACCUACCAGUGUGACCCGGGCUAUGACAUCGUGGGCAGUGACACCCUCACCUGCCAGUGGGACCUCAGCUGGAGCAGUGACCCUCCCUUCUGUGAAAAGAUUAUGUACUGCACGGACCCGGGGGAGGUGGAGCACUCCACCCGCCUCAUCUCGGACCCGGUGCUGCUGGUGGGCACCACCAUCCAGUACACCUGCAACCCCGGCUUCGUGCUGGAGGGCAGCUCCCUGCUCACCUGCUACAGCCGCGAGACUGGCACCCCCAUCUGGACCUCGCGGCUCCCGCACUGUGUCUCUGAGGAGUCGCUGGCCUGUGAUAACCCAGGGCUGCCAGAAAAUGGGUACCAAAUUCUUUACAAGCGCCUCUACCUGCCAGGAGAGUCCCUGACCUUCAUGUGCUAUGAGGGCUUUGAACUGAUGGGGGAGGUGACCAUCAAAUGCAUCCUGGGCCAGCCAUCCCACUGGAGUGGCCCCCUGCCCAUCUGCAAAGUGAACCAAGACAGCUUUGAACACGCUCUCGAAGUAGCAGAAGCUGCUGCAGAGACGUCGCUCGAGGGGGGAAAUAUGGCCUUGGCCAUCUUCAUCCCGGUGCUGAUCAUCUCCCUGCUGCUGGGAGGAGCGUACAUCUAUCUCACCAGGUGUCGGUACUACUCCAGCCUCCGCCUGCCCCUCAUGUACUCCCACCCCUACAGCCAGAUCACGGUAGAAACGGAGUUUGACAACCCGAUUUAUGAGACAGGGGAAACACGAGAAUAUGAGGUUUCGAUAUAAGGACAGCAGUAAGAGAGUCUCCAGCAGCGAACUUAAUGUGCUCUCAUAGAACUUCCUCAGUAACUAAUCCAGAGACCACGUGGAGUUUGGUUGGACCCCCGGACCUGCUGUUGUCUUUCCUUUUGCCUCUCUAUUGAAGAUUUUACUGUUUUCUUCACUGUAUUUAUUCUAUUUAAACUGCGAUAGGUGUGCUGCCCAGCCCUGGGCACAGGCAGCAGCUGGAGCCGGGGCAGAGCUGGGUCCUGGUGAGGCCAGGGGGGCACGGGGGCACUGCUGUGUCCCCCUCCAUGGCAGAAUGUCCCCCUCCAUGGCGGAGCGUCCCUCGGCACUGCCCACACAGACGCAGGGGGAUUUUUGCGGUUCUGAUGUUGUUAAAAAUUAAAGAUGUCUCCAUUGCAAGAGCCUGCGGUUGAUUGCUGGGAGCUGAGCUAGCGCAGGGUCCCCCCAGGGUCCCACCCUGCAGCUCCCGGCUCCCACAGUGGGACCCUCCCCCGGGGGGCUCGGGGGGCACUGGCACAGGGACUGUCCUCGCUGCAGGGCUCAGGGACAGCCUGGCACACACGAGGUACGUGCUGCUUUCUUUUCCCACUUCGCUUUGGAUGUGGAGAGGCAGCGAGCCAGGACUGUGGGGUGAUGCCCUGCGGAGAAACACCAACCAGUGCCACCCAGCCACCAGCCCAGCACAGCUGGGAGCCCUGGAAGCCACCCUGGAGCGAGCAGAGCUCCCAGCUGGUGCCCCUCUGCUCUCUGCCCGUUGUUCCUCUCCAGCAGCACUUCCCAUCACCCUGCCAGGAUCACCCCGACCCGGCACGGCCCAGGGUCGCUCUCUGCCCCUGGCAGCAUCUCAGGGUAAGCAGGAUGGGCUGGGCUCCCUGGCUCCUGCUGCAGGAGGGGCCCUGGCGGGCUGUGCUGUGCAUCCACACCUGGCUGGGUCCCCCAGGCGGGCAGGGGAUGAAGGUGGAGCUGUUGGCAAGGAGAGGCAGGUGGGAUGUGUGGAGGCUUCAGCACAGGAGCUCUGUGGGGAGCAGAGCAGGCAGAAAUCGUCCUCAGUCCCACCCUCGCCAUCCCCUGCACUCCUUCACUGCAUCACCCCUGCCAGAGCCACACAGCGGUGGGGACACGGACCCCAAAGGGACACCACUGUCCCUGCUGUCCCCCAGCCAGCCCCUGGGGAGGGCAGCGAAGGCAGGGCCACGUCCUUGGCUGCUGGUGUCCUUCUUUUGUCCUUGUAGAAGAAUGGCAAGUGCGGGAGGCUGGGUGAGCUCGGGGUGGUUGGUGCAGCUCUGCGGUGUACAGCUGGGAUUUAGGGGUUUUCCUUUCAAAACAACGAAUGUGUGUUUGUAAUUUGUAAUGAUUAAAAAAAAAAAGAGGAAAAAAAAAGAGAAAAAAAAAAUGUGCCAAAAAAUGUACGAAGCAUUUCAUUUCCCUUCAUACAUGUCUGUUUUUAUAAGAACAAUGUGAAAAUUGCUGGGAUUAAAUAUUUUUGAACAUGA
This is a messenger RNA of Passer domesticus (house sparrow), 4960 nucleotides long. It is a transcript of the gene SEZ6L, whose product is annotated as seizure related 6 homolog like. Gene Ontology annotation, cellular component: endoplasmic reticulum; neuronal cell body. Bases 435 to 3467 code for a protein of 1010 amino acids. The transcript is spliced from 17 exons. Gene Ontology annotation, biological process: regulation of protein kinase C signaling; synapse maturation. The record is from RefSeq and is a predicted model, not a curated record. NCBI's taxonomy places the organism in Eukaryota, Metazoa, Chordata, Aves, Passeriformes, Passeridae.